Molecule: messenger RNA, 424 nt
Organism: Centruroides sculpturatus (bark scorpion)
Lineage: Eukaryota; Metazoa; Arthropoda; Arachnida; Scorpiones; Buthidae
Gene: BORCS7
Product: BLOC-1-related complex subunit 7-like
Exons: 5
Coding region: 76-396 (106 amino acids)
Cellular component (GO): BORC complex
Source: RefSeq, a predicted model, not a curated record
GUAAGAGAAGAGAUGUAAACACGAGUGAGAGAGUGGCGGAAGAAAAUUGUGUUUUAAGCUUCUUUAUAUAUAAUUAUGGCCACGGGAAGUACAGUUUCGAGUGCUAGAGGUUUAUUUACGGAAUCCAAGCAACGUUUAUCUGAAAGAAUUCAAGUUAACGUAAAUAGCGCAGGAUCCCUUACGAGGCAAGUCAUUCGAGGAUCUAAAACUAAUGAAACAUUAAUGCAUACAGCUCGUAAUUUUGCAUUACAAGAAUAUGCUAUUGAAAAUUCGGAAGCUAAUUUAAAAAGGAUGCAACUAAUGACAACUCAUCUUCAAUUACAAUUGGAUUCAAUUCAAAAGAGUGUGCAAAUGAUAGAACAAGUUACAGAACAACUUCAUUACCUUCAUUGUUGAAGAUGAAGCUAAUGAGAACUUUGAAAAA